Armigeres subalbatus is the source of this 1562-nucleotide messenger RNA. RefSeq names its product CLIP domain-containing serine protease B9-like. The record is from RefSeq and is a predicted model, not a curated record. Gene Ontology annotation, biological process: proteolysis. Bases 134 to 1492 code for a protein of 452 amino acids. The transcript is spliced from 4 exons. Gene Ontology annotation, molecular function: serine-type endopeptidase activity. Lineage: Eukaryota; Metazoa; Arthropoda; Insecta; Diptera; Culicidae.
AUUGUUGGGCGGAAUUCGGUGACCGAAAAUCCAAAUUAGCGGAUGUUUGCGAUUUUAGCGAGACAAGGUGGCGGUCACACAUCGGAAUCGGAUUAGGCUGUUUUGGGAAAUAGUUCGAGUGGAAUUUUAUUAAAUGUGGCCGUGCAACACAGUGUUCAAGCCGGGAAUGAUGGCAUUCGGAAUAGUUGUUCAUUUGGUGAUUGUUUUCAUUGUUGUGUGUCAUUCAUGGGCGCCGUUAUCGAAUAACAGGUUUCGGUUUCCUACUGAAGUUUACCCCCAGACGGAACCGUUUAUUGAGAGGAUAAGUAGUUUUAACAAGUGGGCCAAGUAUUAUUCAGAAGAGCCGCAUCGAAUAGUGUUUUGGGAUGAUGAUAUAAAAUGCAAAACCCCAACCAACAAGCAAGGCGUUUGCCUAUCUUUCUACGACUGCCCCAGCAUGCUGUCCUUCUUCGGUGAUCGAAUACUAACGUGGGAGGAACGAGAUUUCCUGAGACGUUCCGUCUGCACUGGAGCCACUUCCGGUUCGCAGCCUUUCAUGUGCUGCCCGGAUAAGCAACGGACGGAUAACAAAGAAACUGAGACUACCAAAACCACUGUCCUCCCGGUCGUCGGUUCCUCUCCGCCGCCGCCGGAAAACAAAGAGAAACCAGUAGAGCAGGAAACCCGCCUCGGUGGUCUGCUGCCGGAUCCAACCAAAAAUGAGUGCGGCAUCAGUAUCGGGAUGCGAAUCUACGGUGGCGAGGAUGCUGACAUCGACGAGUUUCCCUGGUUGGCGAUGCUGCAGUAUGAAAAUUUCCGAGCGGAGCGCAAGUUCAGCUGCGGAGGAUCGUUGAUCAACAAUCGUUACGUGCUGACCGCUGCCCAUUGCGUUGUCGGUGAGGUUGAGAAAAAGGAAGGAACUUUAGUAAGCGUCCGGUUGGGCGAGUACGAUACUACCAAAGAUAUUGACUGCAUAGUGUUAGAUGGGGAGGAAAUAUGUGCCGAUCCGCCGAUUGAUGUGCCCGUUGAAGAGAAGAUCGCCCAUUCCGAAUACAGUGAAACCUCGAUGCAGAAUGACAUUGCGCUGUUGCGGUUGAAUCGCGUAGUCGAACGAACAGAUUUCAUUCAACCGGUGUGUCUACCGACUCCCAGCUUCAGGAGUUCAAACGCCGGAGAUGUUAAUUUUGUCACUGGAUUUGGCCGAACACUUCAAGGCAGCCGCAGCGCGAUCAAGCAGAAGCUAGGCAUCAAAGUGUACGACCAGGAGAAGUGCCGUGCCAAGUUCGCCACCAAGAAAGCAGACAUCAUCGCCAAGCAGCUGUGCGCCGGUGGUGACUUUGCCAAGGAUUCCUGCCACGGAGAUUCCGGUGGCCCGUUGAUGAAACUGCAGAAGGUCUGGACCCUGGAGGGUGUCGUCUCCUUUGGCAAUCGGUGCGGACUGGAAGACUGGCCGGGCGUGUACACCCGGGUUCAGGCGUACGUGGACUGGAUACGGGAAAAUGUUCGCAGCUGAUGUGAUGACCGUUUGAUGACGACUUGGGUUCGAUGCGAUAAUUUUGAAUAAAGAUCAACAGUAAACAAUA